Molecule: messenger RNA, 1425 nt
Organism: Didymodactylos carnosus
Lineage: Eukaryota; Metazoa; Rotifera; Eurotatoria; Philodinida; Philodinidae
Source: the annotation of a GenBank genome assembly
AUGUGGGAAUUGAAAUAUUCUAUUCUCAUUCAUCUAAUGGCUUAUCCUACUGAUCGUCAAAUAGCCAAGGUACCUUAUCCAAAAUCUAAUCGAUUAAUGGAACAAGAUUUAUUUCAUUCAAAUGGAAAUCCAUCAAUAAGCAAAUUAACGGAACAUCUAAAAAAUGAAGGUCUUCUUGAUGAGCGAUGCGGAUUACGUCUUAUUGAAUUGGCCAAAGGUUUAUUUUCACGGGAACCAAACAUGAUAGCAGUACAUCGACCAUUGACCAUUGUAGCAGAUAUUCAUGGACAAUUUUAUGAUUUGUUAACAAUUUUGGCUGCAGGCGGAGAUCCAGCUAACACAAAAUAUCUGUUCUUAGGUGAUUACGUUGAUCGAGGACAGUUCGAAUGUGAAUGUAUUUUUCUGUUAUUUGCAUUAAAAAUUAAUUUUCCACAAAAUAUUAAUCUUUUAAGAGGUAAUCAUGAAACUCGUCAAAUGACAAAAGCAUUUCAAUUUAAAAUAGAAUGUAAAAAAAAAUAUUCCUCCGAUAUUUAUAACGCUUGCAUGGAUACAUUUGAUACGAUGCCUGUAUGUGCACUUGUUGAUAAGCGUUUUUUAUGUAUGCACGGUGGCAUUUCACCCGAUAUUCGAACACUAAAAGAUAUUGAACGCUUAAAUCGCUUUUCUGAAACACCAACUUCAGGUCCGUUGUGUGAUUUACUUUGGUGUGAUCCCGCGGAGGAUUUUGAUGAUGUUGAAAAACCAAAUCAACCCAAUUUUGCGCCAAAUAAUGUACGUGGUUGUGGUUACUUUUUCUCGUAUUAUGCGUGUCGUGAUUUUUUAUUAAAUAAUAAUUUAUUGGGAAUUAUUCGAGGACAUGAAGUACAAAAGAAUGGUGUUCGAUUUUUUCGUAAAUCAUCACGAACAAAUUUUCCCGUCUUAAUAUCCUUAUUCUCGGCGCCGAAUUACUGUGACACUUAUAAUAAUGUGGCUGCAAUUCUAAAAUUUGAUGAAAAUAAACAAAUGCAAGUUAUCCAUAUUGAGGCGCGACCACAUCCAUUUGUGUUACCCAAUUAUGAAAAUGCAUUUCAAUUUGGUGAAAGAUUUAUCUUGUAUUAUGUCACUCAACUAUUGUUAAAUAUUUUAAAUAUGUAUUCACCCGACGAAUUAGCUGAUGAAGAUGGACGAUUUGAUAAAACUGGUGAAGAAUUGUUAAAUAAAAAACGUCUUAUUCAAACAAUGGAACGUGCCUAUGCUGAUGUUAAAAAAACAAAUAAAAUUGCUUUGAAUUUACGAGGUUUAACACCAUCGUAUAAAGCCUAUAAAACAUUAUUGGAACGAGAUGAUGUUAAACAAUUGAUAGCUGAAGCGGAAAAAGGUCGAAUUAAAAAUUAUGAUCAAGCUAUUGAAUUAGAUCAAAUAUUUGAAAGAAGACCAGGAACAUAA